Messenger RNA from Bursaphelenchus xylophilus (pine wood nematode), 1216 nucleotides. Lineage: Eukaryota; Metazoa; Nematoda; Chromadorea; Rhabditida; Aphelenchoididae. The record is from the annotation of a GenBank genome assembly.
AUGGUCGAAACUGAAAACCAGCGAUUUAAACAUCAUGAAAUGUAAGUUUCGGUGGUUUUUUGGUAAUUGAGGAAAUUAAGGAUGGCUUGAAAUUAUUGUCACUUGUUUUUUCGUGGGUUCUUCUAUUUAUUUUUUGUUUUUCAGGUACUUCAUAGUCCAAAGGUCCAGGAGACGGAUAAAAAAUAAAAAAAAAGAAAAAAAAAGACAAAAAAAAGAAAAAAAAAUAUAAAAAAGAAAAAAAAGAAAAAAAAAAUUUUUUAAGUCACCUUUACUCUUCUUCUCUGUAAAGUUUAACUCCACUAUCGUUUUCCACCAUUUUUAUCUAUGUAAGUUGCCAUUUCAUCCUUUAUUUUAUCCCGGAUUUUUCUUGAAUUAUCUGAUCUAUAUUUUCAGAUUUCCGAGCUCAGAUCAAUGGACAUCUUUGGAACACAUUUCCCGGCCCAGCUAUUUCAACUACGCCAAUAUCGACCCAGGACGGCACCCCUACAUGGUCGAAACUGAAAACCAACGAUUUAAACAUCAUGGAAUGUAAGUUUUGGUGGUUUUUUUGGUAGUUGGGGAAAUUAAGGAUGGCUUGAAAUUAUUGUCACUUGUUUUUUCGUGGGUUCUUCUAUUUAUUUUUUGUUUUUCAGGUACUUCAUAGUCCAAAGGUCCAGGAGACGGAUAAAAAAUAAAAAAAAAAGAAAAAAAUAUAAAAAAGAAAAAAAUAUAAAAAAGAAAAAAAUAUAAAAAAGAAGAAAAGAAAAAAAAUAUAAAAAAGAAAAAAAAAGAAAAAAAUUUUUUUUUAAGUCACCCUUACUCUUCUUGUCUGUAAAAUUUAACUCCACUAUCGUUUUCCACCAUCUUUAUCUAUGUAAGUUGCCAUUUCAUCCUUUAUUUUAUCCUCGAUUUUUCUUGAAUUAUCUGAUCUAUAUUUUCAGAAACCGAGCUCAGAUCAAUGGACAUUUUUGGAACACAUUUCCCGGCCCAACUAUUUCAACUACGCCAAUAUCGACCCAGGACGGCACCCCUACAUUGUCGAAACUGAAAACCAACGAUUUAAACAUCAUGGAAUGUAAGUUUUGGUGGUUUUUUUGGUAAUUGAGGAAAUUAAGGAUGGCUUGAAAUUAUUGUCACUUGUUUUUUCGAAGGUUCCUUAAUUUGUUUUUUUAUUUUCAGAGCUCCAAGACUUCUUCAUUGCAUGCGGAAUAAAAAAAAAAUAAAAAAAAAAAUUUAA